GCCGGGCGGCCGGCGGGGAGGCUGCGCCCGCGCAGCCGCCGUCCAGCUCCGGCGGGCGCCGCGGGUCCCUGAGGCGGGGUGUGGGCGUCGGUGGCCGCGAUGACCCAGGCGGAGAAGGGGGACGCGGAGAACGGGAAGGAGAAGGGCGGGGAGAAGGAGAAGGAGCAACGCGGCGUGAAACGCCCCAUCGUGCCCGCGCUGGUGCCGGAGUCGCUGCAGGAGCAAAUCCAGAGCAACUUCAUUGUUGUCAUACAUCCAGGUUCAACAACCUUAAGGAUUGGCCGAGCCACAGAUACACUUCCUGCUAGCAUUCCUCAUGUCAUUGCACGAAGACACAAACAACAAGGGCAGCCACUAUACAAGGACAACUGGCUCCUAAGGGAAGGACUAAAUAAACCAGAAAGUAAUGAACAAAGACAAAAUGGCCUUAAAAUGGUGGAUCAAGCAAUAUGGUCUAAAAAGAUGUCAAAUGGUACAAGACGGAUUCCCGUGUCCCCUGAACAGGCACGUUCCUACAACAAGCAGAUGCGACCUGCAAUUUUAGAUCACUGUUCUGGAAAUAAAUGGACCAACACAUCUCAUCACCCUGAGUUUUUGGUUGGGGAAGAGGCCUUAUAUGUUAAUCCAUUGGACUGUUAUAAUAUUCAUUGGCCUAUCAGAAGAGGUCAGUUAAAUAUUCACCCAGGACCUGGGGGCUCUCUCACAGCUGUUCUGGCAGAUAUUGAAGUAAUAUGGUCUCAUGCAAUCCAGAAAUACUUAGAAAUUCCACUGAAAGAUUUAAAGUAUUAUAGAUGUAUCUUGUUAAUUCCUGAUAUCUAUAAUAAACAGCACGUGAAAGAAUUAGUGAAUAUGAUCCUAAUGAAGAUGGGUUUUUCAGGAAUUGUGGUCCAUCAGGAGUCUGUGUGUGCCACCUUUGGAAGUGGUUUAAGCAGCACAUGUAUUGUAGAUGUUGGAGACCAGAAGACAAGUGUGUGCUGUGUGGAGGAUGGGGUCUCUCAUCGCAAUACUCGGCUCUGUCUGGCCUAUGGGGGGUCUGACGUGUCAAGGUGUUUUUACUGGCUCAUGCAGCGAGCUGGAUUCCCUUACCGAGAAUGCCAACUAACAAAUAAAAUGGAUUGUCUUCUUCUGCAGCAUCUUAAAGAAACUUUCUGUCAUUUAGAUCAGGACAUCUCUGGGCUUCAGGAUCAUGAGUUUCAAAUUCGACAUCCAGAUUCCCCUGCCCUACUUUACCAGUUUCGAUUAGGAGAUGAAAAACUCCAGGCUCCAAUGGCUUUGUUUUACCCAGCAACUUUUGGAAUUGUUGGACAGAAAAUGACAACUUUGCAGCACAGAUCCCAGGGUGACCCUGAGGAUCCUCAUGAUGAGCAUUACCUGCUAGCCACACAGAGCAAGCAAGAACAGUCUGCCAAAGCUACUGCUGACCGAAAGUCUGCAUCCAAACCCAUUGGAUUUGAAGGGGAUCUUCGUGGCCAGUCUUCUGAUCUUCCAGAAAGACUCCAUGCCCAGGAAGUGGAUUUGGGAUCCUCCCAAGGAGACUGUUUGAUGCCUGGCAAUGAAUCCGAGGAGGCUCUCACAGCACUGAUGUCCAGGAAGACUGCCAUCUCUCUGUUUGAAGGGAAAGCCCUGGGCCUGGAUAAAGCCAUUCUUCACAGCAUAGACUGCUGUUCAUCUGAUGAUACCAAAAAGAAGAUGUACAGUUCCAUCCUGGUGGUGGGAGGUGGUCUGAUGUUUCAUAAAGCUCAAGAAUUUCUGCAGCACAGAAUUCUCAACAAAAUGCCACCUUCAUUCAGACGAAUUAUUGAGAAUGUGGAUGUGAUCACAAGGCCCAAGGACAUGGAUCCCCGGCUGAUUGCAUGGAAAGGAGGGGCUGUGUUGGCUUGUUUGGACACAACACAGGAACUAUGGAUUUAUCAGAGAGAAUGGCAGCGCUUUGGUGUCCGCAUGUUACGAGAGCGAGCUGCUUUUGUAUGGUGAAAACAGGCAGAAAGUGCCUAUUGAAGACCAAAAACAGGCCUCCUGGUAUAAAAGACUUAAAAAUAUGUAUAUUUUAAUUUAUUGACUCAGAUGCUUAAGUUUCAUGGAAAAUAAAUGAAUUUUAACUUUUAUGUUGACAGCAGGACAUCUGGUGUGAAAUUAUAAGCUGCUUUUGUAGUCAGGAUACUUAAUAAAUAUGAACUUACUCUUCAGUGGUAAAUUCUGCCCCUUUCUCAGGAUUGCAGGAGCUCCCUGAUGAUGAUGUGAAUUGUUGCUGUUGUCUCAUGUGCACACCUGGGCUUAAAUUGAUCUCAGUGUCAUCAGACAAUCUCAAGCAUCCACAAAGGGUGGGAGCGUGACUUGGGUACCUGACUCCUUAGAGCUGAGCUGUGUGGUCAUGCCAUUUCCCUCGUGUUACAGCAGGCACACAUGUUGGGACUCGUGUGGACUUAGAAUUCCAAAUAGGGGGAAAAAUGUUCUUUUCUUUUUCUGUUGGAUUAUAAAAAAGACUGACUGGUUGAGCUCUGGAUUUCCAGAGGCAAAGAUUUAAGGCUGGGCUGGUUGGCUUUUGUUACUCACAUGCUUCAGGGUAGGCUUAGGGAAAGAAAACAGUCCUUAUCUGGCCAAAACAGAACAAAAACUGAAAACUUGUUUCCUUCUUCAAGCCCAAUAGAAACAACUCAGGUGUAAUGUAGAGUUAACUUGUGUUGUACAGAUAAGUAAAGGUGACUGCUCUAAUCACUACUAAUUUAAUCAUCAAGCCCCCAGUUUUCCUUAAAGGAACUAAGAGAAAGGUUUCAGAACUCUUUAUGCUUGGUAUGAUCAUUUGACCUGAAUCUGUGAACCAUCUGAAGCAAAAUCUAAAUACAAACCGGUAUUAGCACCAGCGGUCCAGGCCUUGGGGAAGCCUUCCAAGCCCCUGGCCAGAGGAAAAGAAAGUAUUGUGUGGAGACAGAAGAGACCUGGGAGCCUGGGGAAUUGCCUGAUUCCUGCCACUCCCUGCUGGGAGUCUGCUUCCACCAUCUGCUUAUCCAGAACUGGAGAUGGGAGUGGGACUCAGAAUGAGGGAGGUGAGAGACAAAGGUAGAGAUAAGAGGUUAAGAGGUGGAGGGUAAAAGUACAAUAUAGAAAGAGUAGGAUGGUUAGAAAUCUCAGCGCCUGAAGAAAUAGUGGUCCUAGAACAUUUUGCAUAACAAGGAAUAUUCUAAAUACCUGCUCAGGUGAGGAACAAUGAUUUUUACCUUGUUUGGUAUUAUUGAAGAUAUGUGCCUUCAAUCUUAAUAAGAUUGUGUACUCUUUAUUUUUUAAAAAUUUUAACAAAAUAAAUUUAUACAAUAUUGAUUUUAUUUAUUUUUCUGCACUGUUUCACCCCAAUUUAUUAAUGUCUACCUAGUUCCAAAAGCAAAAUGUAUUUUAUGUAUAAUUGGUUUUUUACAUAGUAACCUAUUACCCUUAUAACUGGUAGAUACUGAUUCAGAGGAAGUUGGUUUCUGGUCCAAGUUUUGACAUAAGCUUUGUCCGUCUUUUGUUACUAGCACUUAAAAGCGCCUUGAAAACUGUUCAUGACAAGUGAGUUUAACCACAUUAAACAUAUUGCCUCACCAUUA
Molecule: messenger RNA, 3581 nt
Organism: Canis lupus familiaris (dog)
Lineage: Eukaryota; Metazoa; Chordata; Mammalia; Carnivora; Canidae
Gene: ACTR8
Product: actin related protein 8
Exons: 13
Coding region: 100-1974 (624 amino acids)
Biological process (GO): regulation of DNA-templated transcription; double-strand break repair
Cellular component (GO): Ino80 complex
Source: RefSeq, a predicted model, not a curated record